Argiope bruennichi is the source of this 2662-nucleotide messenger RNA. Its product is annotated as E3 ubiquitin-protein ligase COP1-like. Bases 449 to 2446 code for a protein of 665 amino acids. Lineage: Eukaryota; Metazoa; Arthropoda; Arachnida; Araneae; Araneidae. Gene Ontology annotation, molecular function: protein binding; ubiquitin protein ligase activity. The record is from RefSeq and is a predicted model, not a curated record. Gene Ontology annotation, biological process: proteasome-mediated ubiquitin-dependent protein catabolic process. The transcript is spliced from 23 exons.
UUAUGAAUUUUUUUAUAAGUGGCUGUGUUUAUCGUGUUGUCUGGUUACUGUCUACUGUUAAUAUUAUUAAGGAGCAUUUCAUUGAGCAGUUCCGACGUUUUAUAUUUGAAGAAUAAUUCAGGCUUCUGUGCCCCCUCAGUUUUAUUUUAAAGAAUUUUAUUUUAUUAUAAAUGCGUUUUUAAUAAAUCCUGUUUAUACUUUUCCGUUCGUUAAACUCAACUAAAUGCUAAUUUUAAAUUUUGCAACAUUUAUUUUCAUUUGCUCUGUUGACUGAUAUUUCUGCUGUUCACUUUUCCACUUAAUGAUGUGACAUUAAAAAAUAUUAAAAAAUAAAUCUUUAUUUCUCCAAAAUUUUGAAUUCAUUUAUUAAAGAUAAAUUAUAAUUAAAAAUAAUUUGCUAUUCCAUCCAUCGUGUACUCCUUGGUAAUUAAAACAUAAUUCCAUAGUCAUGACUGAACCUCUAUUUAGUGAACACGGCCGAAAAUGGAAGAAAAGACCAUAUCCUCCUGUAUUUAAUGGUUUAGGAUCCGGUGAAGAUAAAAACAAUGAUUACUUGUGUCCCAUAUGCUUUGAAAUGAUAUCUGAAGCUUAUAUGACAAAAUGUGGGCAUACUUUCUGUCAUGAUUGUAUAUCCACUAGCUUAGAAUACAAUAAAAGAUGUCCCAAGUGCAAUUUGUUGAUAGAAGGUGUUUCUGACAUAUUUCCUAAUUUUUUAUUAAAUGAUCUUAUAGCCAAAGAAAAGAGCAAAUAUCCAUUUGACAACAAAAAGAAAUGUGCAAAUGCGCUUCAAAAUUCUAGUAACUUAAAUGAAUUACAGUCAUUCCUUUCCCGGGAAAAAGGCAAUCUAACGAUAGAAGAAAUUAAUGCCAUGUUAGAAAUUUUAGGGCAAAAAAAGCAACAGCUGGAAGCAGAUUGCAGGGAAACUCAAAUACUUCUACUUAAAGAAUUUUUAGCAACGAUCAAAGCUCAAAAACAAGAAGAAUUGAAACUAAUUCAACAACAGAUUAAAAUUAUUGAGAAAGAUUCUGCUGCUGUAGAGGGCAUGUUAGCUGCUCAUACAGUAAGGCAUCCACAAAAUCCACCCAUUCUUCAAAACAAUCUUCAUCCAAAAAUUGAACCUUCUACUUCCAAUAAUGUAAUUAUGUCUACUUCCAAUAAUGUAGUUAUGCCUGCUUCCAAUAAUGUAGUUAUGUCUACUUCCAAUAAUGUAGUUAUGUCUACUUCCAAUAAUGUGGUAUCUAGUUUAUGUAGCUCAAAGCAAGAUGGCUUCAAUGGAAGUAAAUAUGUUAGUAAAUUAUUCACAGCUCCAACUUUAGCCGCACGAAGAAAAAGAAUGCAUGAACAUAUUGAAGAUUUGAAGCAGAGUUACCUCACUUAUCGCUCAAAAGAUAUAUUUUAUUCUAAUGGUGAGAUGACGGGGAAUGGACUAGAAUUAUUUGAUCAAGAUCUUAGUAAAUUCGGUCGUUUUAAUUCUGUCCGGCCAUUAGCAACUUUAAAUUAUUCUUCAGAUACUUUUGUUGGUUCUAAUAUAGUAUCCAGUAUAGAAUUUGAUAAAGAUAAUGAAUAUUUUGCUAUAGCUGGAGUAACAAAAAAAAUCAAGGUCUUUGAGUUUGCUUCUGUGAUUCGGGAUGCCAUUGAUAUGCAUUAUGCAGUUAAUGAAAUGACUUGCAAUUCAAAAAUUAGUUGCAUAAGCUGGAGUUCUUUCCAUAAGAAUAUGCUAGCAAGUAGUGAUUAUGAAGGCACUGUCACACUAUGGGAUGCUUUUACGAGUCAAAAGCUAAAAGCGUUUCAGGAACAUGAAAAGAGAUGUUGGAGUGUUGACUUCAAUAAGGUGGACACUCAUUUAAUAGCAUCUGGAUCGGAUGAUGCUAAAGUAAAAUUGUGGGCUACUAAUAUGGAACACUCUUUUGCGACUCUAGAAGCAAAAGCUAAUGUAUGUUGUGUGAAAUUUAAUCCUGAUAGCCGAAAUUAUUUAGCUUUUGGUUCUGCAGACCAUUGUGUCCAUUAUUAUGACUUAAGAAAUGCAUCGCAGUCCGUAGAAGUUUUUAAAGGACACAAGAAAGCAGUUUCUUAUGUAAAAUUUCUUAAUGGCAAAGAAAUUGUUUCAGCGUCUACAGAUAGCCAAUUAAAACUUUGGAAUGUGAACAAUUCUUACAGUUUAAGAUCAUUCAAAGGUCAUUUAAAUGAAAAAAAUUUUGUUGGACUUGCAACAGAUGGGGAUUUUGUUGCAUGUGGUAGUGAAAAUAAUGCAUUGUAUAUAUACUUCAAAGGUCUUUCAUCUCAAGUUCUCACUUAUAAAUUUGAAGCCAUAAAGAGUAUACUUGAAAAGGAUAAAAAAGAAGAAGAUUCAAAUGAAUUUGUUAGUGCUGUUUGUUGGAGACUGGGCUCCAAUGUUGUUGUAGCUGCCAAUAGUCAAGGAAAUAUUAAAAUUUUGGAAUUGGUAUGAAGAAGACGGAACUUGUAUAAACUGUAUAUAAUUGUUACAUCUGUAAAAAAUUAUUUUAUUCAUGAUGUGCAGUAAUAUAUAUAUGGCAGCUAUAAAUUAAUUCCAUGGCCAUUCUAAUUUGUUUCUGCCAAACAUAAAAUGUAUAUUGAAUUUUUAAAAAUAUUCUUUUCAAACUGUUGAUUAUAAACACCAAUAAAGAUUUAUUGUUCUGACUAA